Emiliania huxleyi CCMP1516 is the source of this 402-nucleotide messenger RNA. RefSeq lists its product as hypothetical. Gene Ontology annotation, molecular function: hydrolase activity. The transcript has a single exon. The record is from RefSeq and is a predicted model, not a curated record. Lineage: Eukaryota; Haptophyta; Isochrysidales; Noelaerhabdaceae. The annotation marks the transcript as partial.
CCAAGCCUCGCAGCGGACGUGAUCAUUGAGCUCGAGGACAGCGUCGGCACCGUGCGCCACGUUGUCUUCAUUGAACGCAAGGACGGUCGCGGCUUGGCGAUGGUCGGAGGCUUCGUGAAGGUCGGUGAGAGCGCAGAGGCUGCAGCGGCGCGCGAGGCGGCCGAGGAGACCGGCCUCGAGGUGACGCAGCUGCAGCAGUGGUGUAUGUUUAGCGAACCACGGCGAGAUCCGCGCCGGCACACUGCUGCGCUGGUUUUCGUGGGCAGGGCGCGGGGCACACCACGCAGCGGCGACGACGCGAAGGGCAUCCGCGUGGUCUCGACCAGCGAUCUGCAGCGAGCGCCGCCGAAAUUCGCCUUCGACCACGGCCAGAUCGUCGCAGCCUUCGUCGCGCGCCACCAC